Molecule: messenger RNA, 2666 nt
Organism: Ipomoea nil (Japanese morning glory)
Lineage: Eukaryota; Viridiplantae; Streptophyta; Magnoliopsida; Solanales; Convolvulaceae
Product: cycloartenol Synthase-like
Exons: 19
Coding region: 177-2453 (758 amino acids)
Biological process (GO): triterpenoid biosynthetic process
Cellular component (GO): lipid droplet
Molecular function (GO): intramolecular transferase activity
Source: RefSeq, a predicted model, not a curated record
UGCACGUUUCACGUCUUCCCUCCAGGCUGGCAGCCGUCAGCAUACUAGCAUAGCAUUGCUGGAAGGGAAAUCCCAACCAACACUUGGGUCAGUUUUCUUCAUCGUCGCUGCUUAAUAACUAUCGCCGUCACCCAAAGCUUUACUCUCUCAACUCGUCACUCAUCUAUUGAAGAAGAAUGUGGAAGCUGAAGAUCGCGGAAGGAGGGAGCCCAUGGCUGCGGACGCUGAACGGCCACGUCGGCCGUCAGGUUUGGGAGUUCGAUCCGAGCCUCGGCAGUCCGGAAGAGCUGCAGGAGAUCGAAAAGUUUCGGGAGAACUUUCGCAACAACCGAUUCAAACAGAAGCACAGUUGUGAUCUUCUAAUGCGUUAUCAGUUUGCCAAGGAGAACCCCAUAAGCACACAGUUACCGCAAGUAACAGUCAAGGACAGUGAAGAUGUUACACAAGAUAAAGUAACUACCACACUGAAAAGGGCGCUGACUUUCUAUUCGACUAUACAAGCUCAUGAUGGUCACUGGCCAGGAGACUAUGGAGGCCCCAUGUUUCUUUUGCCUGGCUUGGUAAUUGCUCUUUCUGUUACUGGGGCAUUGAAUACAGUGUUAUCAAAAGAACAUAGACAUGAGAUGUGCCGUUAUCUUUACAAUCAUCAGAAUAGUGAUGGUGGCUGGGGUUUGCAUAUUGAAAGCCAUAGUACCAUGUUUGGUUCGGUCUUGAGUUACGUUACGUUGAGGUUGCUUGGAGAAGGAGCUAAUGAUGGAGAUGGAGCAAUGGAGAAGGGUCGAAAAUGGAUUUUGGAUCAUGGUGGUGCUACUCAUAUAACAUCAUGGGGGAAAAUGUGGCUUGCAGUGCUUGGAGUAUUUGAAUGGUCUGGAAAUAACCCACUUCCUCCAGAGAUAUGGCUCCUUCCCUAUAUUCUUCCCGUCCAUCCAGGAAGAAUGUGGUGCCACUGCAGGAUGGUUUAUCUGCCUAUGUCCUACUUGUAUGGCAAAAGGUUUGUUGGUCCUGUUACACCAACAGUUUUAUCUCUAAGGAAGGAGUUGUUCCCAAUUCCUUAUCAUGAAAUUAACUGGAACCAGGCACGGAACCAAUGUGCAAAGGAAGAUCUCUUUUACCCUCACCCUCUAGUACAGGACAUACUGUGGGCUACACUUGAUAAGGUUGUUGAACCUCUUUUGAUGCGUUGGCCUGGGAAAAAAUUAAGAGAUAAUGCUCUUCGCACUGUGAUGGAACACAUACAUUAUGAAGAUGAAAAUACUCGGUACAUAUGCAUAGGUCCUGUAAACAAGAUAUUAAAUAUGCUUUGCUGCUGGGUUGAGGAUCCUAAUUCAGAGGCCUUCAAAUUGCAUCUGCCAAGAAUCUAUGAUUAUAUCUGGGUUGCUGAAGAUGGCAUGAAAAUGCAGGGAUAUAAUGGCAGCCAAUCAUGGGACACUUCAUUUGCUGUCCAAGCAAUCAUUUCCACGAACCUUACUAAAGAAUAUGGUAAAACUUUGAGAAAAGCGCAUGAAUUCAUAAAGAACUCACAGGUCUUAGAUGACUGCCCGGGAAAUCUUGAUAGUUGGUAUCGUCAUAUCUCAAAAGGUGCUUGGCCUUUCUCAACUGCAGAUCAUGGAUGGCCCAUAUCAGAUUGUACUGCUGAGGGAUUAAAAGCAUCACUGUCAUUAUUAAAAUUACCACAAGAAAUUGUUGGGGAGCCAUUAGACACCAAGCGAUUAUAUGAUGCUGUAAAUGUUAUACUCUCAUUACAGAACCCUGAGGGUGGCUAUGCAACCUAUGAACUUACAAGAUCAUAUCCAUGGUUGGAGCUAAUCAACCCGGCUGAGACUUUUGGUGAUAUUGUGAUUGAUUACCCGUAUGUUGAGUGCACUUCAGCUUCUAUUCAAGGGCUGACAGCAUUUAAGAAAUUAUACCCUGGGCAUAGAAGGGAAGAAGUGGAGAAUUCAAUUGAAAAAGCUGCUAAGUUCAUUGAAAAGAUACAAAAACCAGAUGGCUCAUGGUAUGGCUCUUGGGGUGUUUGUUUCACGUAUGGCACAUGGUUUGGGGUAGGGGGCCUGGUGGCUGCUGGAAGGAACUUUAACAAUUCUUCCAGCAUUCGCAAGGCUUGUGAGUUUCUGUUGUCCAAGCAACUUCCUUCUGGUGGCUGGGGAGAGAGUUACCUAUCUAGUAGUAAAGUGGUUUAUACAAAUAUUGAAGGCAACAGAUCUCAUGUAGUACAUACGGCAUGGGCUAUGCUGUCUCUCAUUGUUGCUGGACAGGCUGCGAGGGAUCCAACUCCAUUACAUCGUGCAGCAAAGUUAUUAAUAAAUUCUCAGUUGGAAAAUGGAGAUUUCCCUCAACAGGAAAUAGUAGGGGUCUUCAACAAGAACUGCAUGAUAUCAUAUUCUGCAUAUAGGAAUAUUUUCCCAAUUUGGGCCUUGGGAGAAUACUGCCAUCGGGUACUGAAUGCCAGUGAGUAGAAGUUGCUGCCGCAAUUAACUAUGGUAGAUUGGUACCAUCUGUUAAUCCCUUAUUUUGUUCCCUCCGGAAUAUUUGCUUUCAAAUUUUUAGUUUUUGUUAGGUUUCUCUGUAUUCAGAAGCCAGAGAUUAUUCCAACAACUUUAGUGUAAAUCAUUAGAGUUUUAUUUUAUUACUCUCUCAUUUUAAAUGUCAGAUUUAUUGUUUUGUUUAUU